CGUCGCCGUCGUAUUUCCCCCGAUGGCGACGCCCGAGGAGCAAAAGUUUCAGGUCUACAACCAGGCGCUCCUGCACGCGUCGACGUGCCGGCUGCCCGAAUGCAGUAGCCACGACGGCCGGUGCCACAAGGUGCGCGCGUCCAUCAACCACUUUAGCCAGUGCUACGCCAAGCGGCGCACGACGUCGCGCAUCGACGAGAUCGAAGAGUGCAAGCACUGCGGCAAGAUCUUUGGCCUGCUCUGCUACCACGCCAAGGUGUGCAUGGCCACCGACAAGUGCCAAGUGCACAUGUGCGACUACCUCCGGCGAAAGAUGGGCCAGCAAGCGGCUGCGGCGCGUGGCCCGGCGCCCGAGGCGUGGCCGAUCGAGCGCCGGCUGGCACAGGCCGAGCAGGACCGGGUCCAGAUCUUGGAGCUCCUGCGACACAUUGUGAGGCAAAAGUACGCCAACGGCGACGAAAUCCAGCCCUACUACCAGCAGUUCCUGCAUUAACACGCCGCGUAUAAUAUACAAACUGUUCGUG
This is a messenger RNA of Saprolegnia parasitica CBS 223.65, 524 nucleotides long. RefSeq lists its product as hypothetical. Gene Ontology annotation, molecular function: histone acetyltransferase activity; transcription coactivator activity; chromatin DNA binding. Bases 23 to 493 code for a protein of 156 amino acids. Gene Ontology annotation, cellular component: histone acetyltransferase complex; transcription regulator complex. Lineage: Eukaryota; Oomycota; Saprolegniomycetes; Saprolegniales; Saprolegniaceae. The transcript has a single exon. The record is from RefSeq and is a predicted model, not a curated record. Gene Ontology annotation, biological process: positive regulation of transcription by RNA polymerase II.